CUGUUGCAGGCCGUGAGCCUCGCAGUUAGGCAGCAGCAGUCAGAGUGAUUGAUGCAGAAUGAGCUCCAAGCACUCCUCCGACUGGAUUCCCUACAGCACUUUAGAUGAUGAGGGCACCAACCUCCGACAACAGAAACUGGACAGACAGCGAGCACUCCUUGAACAGAAGCAGAAGAAGAAGAGGCAGGAGCCUCUGAUGGUCCAGUCUAAUGUAGACGGGAGAUCUCGCACCCGUCGGACCAAACAGAGCGAGGAACAGGCUCCGCUGGUGGAAUCCUACCUCAGCAGCAACAGCAGCACCAUCUACCACGUGCAAGAAGCUGAACAGGAGGAGGUGAAGGUGAUGGCGGACGCACAGCCGCCUCGCUCAUCCAAAAAGGGCAGAGCAUCGGCCAGCUCUACUCCACAGACAGGCAGCGACAAGAAGGAGAGGAAGGGGAAGCACAAAGCAGCGAUGGAUGGUCUGGCCUCCCAGCAGGAUGAUGGUCAGAUCCAGAUCCUGACGGUGGGUCACCCCAGCACAGAGGAGGGCGAGGCGGAGCCGGUGAUGAGCUGCACUCAGUCGCAGAGCAAACAGGAUCUGCGCGUCACCAUGCUCAAGAAAGGUAUAUCCAGCAGUAUGAAUUUUGAUGAAGAAGAGGAUGAUGAAGAUGAAAUUAGCUCUAGUUCCUCACAGCUCAACAGCAACACGAGACCAGGCUCUGCCACUAGCAAGAAGUCAUGCAAGGAGGUGGCCUCAGCACCCACUCCACCAGUCAAUGAACCUGCCAUCGACGUAGAUGACCUUGAAGAGUUUUCCCUGCGUCCUGCACCCCAGGGGGUGAGAGUGAAGUGCAGAAUCACCAGAGAUAAGAAGGGCAUGGACAGAGGCAUGUAUCCCACCUACUACCUCCACCUGGAGAGAGAGGAUGGCAAGAAGGUGUUCCUGUUAGCUGGCAGGAAAAGAAAAAAGAGUAAAACAUCCAAUUAUCUUAUCUCCAUCGAUCCAACGGAUCUGUCUCGAGGCGGAGAGAGCUUCAUCGGUAAACUGAGGUCUAACCUCAUGGGAACUAAGUUCACUGUAUACGACAGCGGCCUGAACCCCAUGAAGAGCACAACCAGCCUUGAAGCUAGCAACUUGCGUCAAGAGCUAGCAGCCAUUUGCUAUGAAACCAAUGUUUUAGGAUUCAAAGGGCCGCGUAAAAUGAGUGUCAUCAUUCCUGGAAUGAACAUGGACCAUGAGAGAGUGUCUAUUCGCCCACGAAAUGACCAUGAGUCACUGCUGGCCAGGUGGCAGAACAAGAACACAGAGAGCGUGAUUGAACUUCACAACAAGACGCCUGUGUGGAACGAUGACACACAAUCCUAUGUGCUCAACUUCCACGGCAGAGUCACUCAGGCCUCCGUCAAGAAUUUCCAAAUCAUUCAUGACAAUGACCCCGACUACAUUGUGAUGCAGUUUGGCCGUGUGGCAGAGGAUGUCUUCACCAUGGACUAUAACUACCCAAUGUGUGCCCUGCAAGCUUUUGCCAUUGCGCUUUCCAGCUUUGACAGCAAGUUAGCCUGUGAAUAGAUCCCAGCCUGAUGUUCAGUGGAGAACUGGUCCAUCUGUCCUCUUAACAAGGGCUGUUCAUGUACCCUUGGGGCUGGUUUGACUCCUUCAAAUCACGCGGGAUCUUGGAAGUCCUGCAUAUCCCGAAAGGCUUUACGGGACGUGUGUGUCUAUGUGUGUCUGUGUGUGAGAGUGUGUGUCU
Molecule: messenger RNA, 1733 nt
Organism: Cyclopterus lumpus (lumpfish)
Lineage: Eukaryota; Metazoa; Chordata; Actinopteri; Perciformes; Cyclopteridae
Gene: tub
Product: TUB bipartite transcription factor
Exons: 12
Coding region: 59-1552 (497 amino acids)
Biological process (GO): protein localization to cilium
Cellular component (GO): cilium
Source: RefSeq, a predicted model, not a curated record